CAUUGUUGUUUAUUUAUGUAAGCUUUUUAUGUAAUAUACCUACUAAGGGCACUGUUGCCAUCUAGUGUACCAUUUUUCGCAUGGUAUCUAAUGCAGGAGCUCGCCACGGAUGUUUUGUGACGCAAUAAAAUGCAUGUCAAAAGAAUUCGUUAUGACGUCACACCGCGUAACCGCUACUGAGUCUGUGCGUGGCUUUCAGAAGUCUAUGAAUGAUUAAUAUCACCUCUGAACGCGGAUCGAGUUUAACCCACAUCAGCCACAACAAACGCAGACACGCACAAUAACAUUAUCAGGAUGAGUGACAGCAGUCAAUCAAAGAAGUCGGACAGCGGGAGUCAGGUGAGCAGAGUAUCUUGCCCACAGGUUCCUCCACUUUGUGCACCACAUUACUCUCAAACAAGCUCAAAUGGCACAGAUCAACACACAUCCUAUCGUAUGAUGAGCCACUACCUGCGUGCCAAUAUCUUCCCCGGGCCUGCAGUGGAGUGGUCCUCUCUGGUUAAGGACUCGUAUGUCCAUCAUCCUCUACCAGCCUUCAUCCAAGAUCCAGACCAUUGGCACGGUCACAAAACCGAUGACUUGGUGAAAUGGACCGAGCAGAACUUUCUCGACAAAAGACUGCAUAAGCUGCUGAAGGAAGUGGAGGUCAAGGGUGUGUCCAAAUAAGCCUGACAUUUGGAGUGCAUUUGAAAACCGCAGCAAAUAAACAAUCACACCUUCAGAAGUGUUUUCUUUACACCCGCAGAGAGACACGCUCUGCUUUUACGUAUUAGUACACACACAUGUGAGGAUCAAUAUUCACACGUGCACCUCCUACUCAUCACAACUGCUACAUUUUUUUUCAUCUGCAAUAUCUCACUUGCAGAUGCAGUCAUUGUAAUUUGCAUUGGCAGAUGCUUUAAUCCAAAGCGAUUUACAUUGCAUAACACUACAUACAUUUUUUUAUCAAUAUGUGUGUUCACUUGGUUCCAACCCAUGACUUUUUCACUAUGUGUGUUCUCUGGGAUCGAACCCAUGCACUUUUGAGCUGCGAAUGAAAUGCUCUACCACUGAGCUAUACGGGAGCACAUUUUAAUGAGACAUUGACCUUUUUGUUUCCAGAGGACUGGGUGAAAAGCAAAUGUUUUAUACAAGUAAAAGCAAAGGGUAUCAUUUACAUUUAAAUGUACAUUAAGGGUUAAUUUCCAGUUUACCAGUGGCUUUAUUUUAAAAGUUUGGUUAUGGUGGAUUUUACCCUAUAAUGUCCAAAUUAUAGCCAUAUUUUAGUGAUAAUUUUAGAAUAUUAUUAGAUAUUAUUGAACUUUUACUGUAUAAAAAUGCUAUAAAAAGGAUUUCACUAUGAGCAAUACAAUAAACUAGAUGUAAUUUUGGACCAA
Molecule: messenger RNA, 1376 nt
Organism: Paramisgurnus dabryanus
Lineage: Eukaryota; Metazoa; Chordata; Actinopteri; Cypriniformes; Cobitidae
Source: RefSeq, a predicted model, not a curated record